CACAGUCAAAAUGAAAUAUUUAGUCGCCGUAGCCGUUGUCGUGUGCUUUGCACAAGUUUACUCUCAAAUGCCUGAGGCUGAGAAAGAAAAAACCUUAGCUUGUGCCUUACAUAAAGGACCCUGUACCAAGGAAGAACAGGAAAUUAAGGAUGAUGUCAAACUGCUUUUGGACAACCAUUGCGAAAAAUGCACCAAGGAACAAAUCCAUAUGAUUGAAGAGUUUUUGGAAUACGUUAUUGCCAGGCCUUCUGAUUGGGAUGAAUUGGUGAAAAUUUACAAAUUGACCAAAGAACAGAAAGAACAUUUGGAAGAUAUUGCCGAUCGUGGUCAUGAGGCGGCUCACGAGCACCUUCAUUAAAUCCAUACUUUUUGUUGAGUAUUUUAUAAUUCGAGAUUUUGCCCUAUUAUGUAUAGCAGACAUUUAAGUAAAUAG
Brassicogethes aeneus is the source of this 433-nucleotide messenger RNA. The record is from the annotation of a GenBank genome assembly. NCBI's taxonomy places the organism in Eukaryota, Metazoa, Arthropoda, Insecta, Coleoptera, Nitidulidae.